This is a messenger RNA of Chroicocephalus ridibundus (black-headed gull), 2145 nucleotides long. It is a transcript of the gene TP53I3, whose product is annotated as tumor protein p53 inducible protein 3. Lineage: Eukaryota; Metazoa; Chordata; Aves; Charadriiformes; Laridae. Bases 910 to 1965 code for a protein of 351 amino acids. The record is from RefSeq and is a predicted model, not a curated record. The transcript is spliced from 6 exons. Gene Ontology annotation, molecular function: quinone binding; NADPH binding; actin binding.
GCGAGGGCAGAGCUGGGAGAGGAAGAACCGGGAUCAGAGUCUGUUCCCGAGGACAGGCUGGGUUCGUUCCUGGUGCAGAGAACGGCCUCCCCCCUUUACAGCAAAAAGCACUUAGGGGGCAGAGGGGACACUGCUCCGGAUUGGAUUUUGCCAGGUGGGAGGAGGCUUGACAGCCCAGCUCAGCUCAACAGCCGCUGCUGCCAAAGGCAAGGAACUCAGGAACAGUGACCAAGGAGUUCCCUGGAAUUCUCCUGCAGCGGUGGGACGCUCUACCAGAGCGCAUCAGGCACACAGGAAUCACCUGCUGAGGCAAGGGAAAUUAAUCGGAAUUUUUAAAACCAUUUGUUUCAUUUGUGCUACAUCACCAUUGUGCCGUUGUGUAUCUUCAAGUUGUUGUCUCCGGGCUGAACCAUUUAAUCGUAAGGCGGCACUUACAUUAUUUUAGAUGUGUCAAAUAAAGGCUCUUUCUGCCGAGGGUUUUAAAAUCCCAUUUGUGUCUACUAUUCUAAGGGCCUGUGUCCUUUACUCAGUUGAGCACUGGGGCCCUAAUCAUGCAGGAAGUGGAAAGCAAAGGCUGUUCUUUUCAUUUGCGUGUGACAUUUUACAGUUAAGGUGGGUGGGUGGCCAGCGCUGCUGGACUCACACACAGCUCUGUGCAGGCUUAAAGCCUUUUGACUUGAUGGGAGGUGAUCUUGGUGGUUUGUCAAAUGGCUUUUGCAAUGAUAUGUUGCGCCCCCCAGUUGAUGUAUUUGAUUGCAUUAUGGCUUCUCAGCUUUCUCUGCCAGCCCUCCCCUCUUCUUCCUUCGAACUGUGUCACAGUUUGCACUGUCCAUCUGCAGAGCGGGGUCUGUGGAGCUGUGGUUACUGAUUACUGAGAUUUUCCAGCUGCAUGUAAAUGUGCCUGCAUUCAUGCCAGGUUUUUUGGGUUUGUUUUGGUUUUGGGUUUUUUUUUCAGAGAAAAUGUUGGCAGUCUAUUUUGAUUGCCCAGGAGGCCCGGAAAAUCUCUAUGUGAAAGAAGUGAUGAAACCACAGCCAGGAGAAGGAGAAGUUCUUGUGAAGGUCUCUGCCAGCGCUUUGAAUAGAGCCGAUAUAGUCCAGAGGAGAGGGAAGUACCCUCCCCCCAAAGGAGCAAGUGAUAUUUUAGGCUUAGAAGCAGCUGGGAGCGUGGCUGGGUUCGGACCUGGCUGCAAGGGCCGGUGGAAGAUUGGCGAUGCAGUGAUGGCUCUGCUCUCCGGAGGUGGCCAGGCAGAAUACGUUACAGUACCCGAAGGCUACCUGAUGCCAAUUCCCAAUGAUAUGACUUUUAUUCAGGCUGCAGCCAUUCCCGAAGCCUGGUUAACAGCCUUUCAGCUGCUGCAUUUUGUAGGUAAAAUACAGAAGGGCGAGAGAGUGCUGAUCCACGCUGGCGCUAGCGGAGUUGGCAUGGCAGCCAUUCAGCUGGUGAGACUGGCAAAAGCUGUCCCCGUCGUGACAGCGGGAACUCAAGAGAAACUGAAAGCAGCAGCAAACGCCGGAGCAGCUGCAGGGUUCAACUACAAGAGUGAAGAUUUUAGUGAAAAGGUCUUGGAGUUCACCCAAGGUGCUGGAGUAGAUAUUAUUUUGGAUUGUGUUGGUGGCUCAUACUGGGAGAAGAAUCUCAGCUGUCUGAGUACUGAUGGCCGGUGGAUUGUUUAUGGACUGCUGGGUGGAGGUGAAGUACACGGAGAUUUGCUUGCAAGGCUGCUUUCCAAAAGAGGGAGCAUCCAUACAAGUCUAUUACGAUCACGAGACAAGGAGUACAAGGAACGGCUGGUGAAAGCCUUCACAGAAGAUGUGCUGCCGUACUUUUCUCGAGGAGCCUCCCCUCACCUCGAAACACUUAUUGACAGCAUUUACCCUCUGCACGAGAUUGCAGAGGCACACAGGCUCAUGGAAGAAAACAAGAAUAUUGGCAAAAUUGUCAUCGAAAUGCCUGCUUCAUCUUAAAGAAAGGCCUACUGCUGUAGUUGUUUCAGGGACAUAAUCGUUAUGGUGUUUGACACGCAGAGAAUCUGCCAUUUCUGCAUCCAAAUCCGGAGUGAUUUAUUGUGGGAGGAUGCCAAAAAGGAGGGGUAAAGCGAAGCCUUACAGGAUGUGUUUAAUAAAAAGGUUCACGUUGCAGCUCUA